Messenger RNA from Rotaria sordida, 1586 nucleotides. NCBI's taxonomy places the organism in Eukaryota, Metazoa, Rotifera, Eurotatoria, Philodinida, Philodinidae. The record is from the annotation of a GenBank genome assembly.
ACAGGUUUAUAUAUAUUUAAGUAUUAAUUUGUUAAAAUUAAAUUUUUUUUUUUUUUUUUUUUUUUUGCAUUUAGCUUUUUUACAAACAAUAGGCAAACAUAAAAAUGGAACAUUUAUUGGUGUGAUUUAUACAAUACGUCGUAUUGAUUUAUCUGAUGGAACAUAUCGUUAUUGUAUGUGGUUAUCACGUGAUAAUACUGAUCCACAUUUAAUUGAAAUGCAAAAAAUGCUUGAUCAUAAUCAAUCAAUAAUACCAAUAGAUGAUUUAUCAACAUCAUAUUUAAAUAUAUCAUCAUCAUUAAAUGAUAAUCAAACAUUUGAUACAAAAUAUAUUAUUACACGACAACGUGGUCGUGGUGGUUAUGGACAAGUUUAUCUUGGUUAUGAAAAAUCUAAUGAAUUAAAUAGAGUUGUUAUUAAAUUUAUUAAAAAAACUAAAGUUAAAAUUCAUCGAUAUGUUGAAAGUUUUGAACCAAAAAAACGAAUUCUAUUUGAAAUUGCUGUACUUAAACAAUUAAAACAUCCAAAUAUUGUCGAGGUAAGACAUUAUCUUAUUAGAUUAAAAAUAAAACACGAAUAGAAAAUUUUUUCUUUUCGAAAGAAAUAAGUAAGCUUCAUCAGCUUUUAUUAUUUCUUUCAGUCUCGACAAAACUGAUCGAAAACUUGAUCAUUGGUAUCGAUAACGUUCUGAAUUAAAUCUUUCUCCCAAAUAGAAGAUCGUUCUUGGAGAAACUAUACGCCAGAUGUUAUAGAAGUCUUUACUUCAUUGAUUAAUUUCUCUCAAAAUUGAAAUUUUAAUUAGUAUAUUUAUAUCAAAAUAUACCUAGUUCCAAUUGAUAAAUCGCUUUUAGAUCAGUACUAUGUUGCAUCAUGUAUUUGAAUAGUCUGAAAAGAGUUCGGAUCCUUAGGUUAUUGUUAUAUAGAUAUUGCAAAUUUAUGCUAGUUUUUAAAUUAAUGUCAUAAUCCCUUUUAGAAACACCCAGGAAAACUGAUUUUCGAAUUUCGACUUGAAAUUUUAUACCGAGGUAGACCUUACUAAGAAUAGUUUAUUGUAAAAGUGUCAAGCCUUUUGAUUUGCUUCUGCCCUAAAAUAAGAACAUCGAAUCUAUUGCUAUAUAUGAGCAAUGAUAAGAUUUAAAAAAUUCAUAAGAAACUAUUCUUCUUAAGGACUGUCUUUUUGUGCAAAGUUUCAAGUCGAAAUUUGAAAAUCAGUUUUUCCCGAUGUUCCUGAGAAGAAUCAUGAUACUCACUUAAAAACUACCGUAAAAAUACAAUAUUUCAGCAACAAUAAGCUAAAGAUCUUAAAUGUUUUCAGGCUAUAUUCAUAGUUCAUUUGGUUCUACAUAAUACACGUAGCCUCGACUCAAAAGCGAUUUAUCAGUUGGGAGACUUCCCUCGUAAGACUAAUAUUAUAUUUGAGCUUAUAAAAUUUCUUCCAAAAUCCUCAAAAUUAUUUCGAUCUUUUGAAAAAACCGUUUAAUUGAAAGUUAUGAAAAUAAAGGAGAAAAUAGAAGAUUCAAGAUCUCCUGUAAAGAAAAGUUCUAUGUAUUGUACGACAUGGAUUUUUAAUCAGUUGAUUAGUAUGA